AUGAAAACGACGGGCGACCAUGAGGGAAAGGGCAAAGGCGAAAGCGAAAGCGAAGACUACGACGGGGCGGACGAAGGUGUAAAGAACGAAGACGAAAAGAACGAAAGCGAAGGCGAGGGGGGAGGGAAUGAAAACGAAGACGGCGACGCGCCGGUGACGAGGCGGAUGAUGCGGGAGAUGGAGAAGAAACUGAGCCUCCUGGCGCAGCUUGUGGAGAUGAUGUCCGGCGAAAUCCGGAGCCUGCGCUCGGAGAACCACCGCCUGCGCGGCACCGUCAAGAAAAUGAAGGACCACCGCAAGCAGAGCGAUCAGCUGCUCGCCCAGCUCAGCUACAGCAACCAGCAAUGGCUCAACCAUCUACAUCAGUCGCCGUGGAUUGUGGACCCGCCGGGCGUGCAUCAGCGCGCCGUCCAGGAGGGCUUCGGAGACCGAGGCUCGCUCCUGCUGGCGCCCUUCUCGCCGACGCACGGCUGGGCCUCGUCGUUGUCGUCGUCGUCGUCUUCGCUCUUUCCGUCGGCUUCGUCAUCGUCGUCGUCUUCGCCAUCGUCGUCAUCGUCGUCGCCGGCGUCGCCGCCCGGCUCGCACCGGUCGCUGCGGUCCUCCUUCUCGUUCGAGCUGUCGGUCCUCCACGCGGGCGUCUCGCCGGCGCUGCUGCUCGAAGCGCGCGAAGCUCUGCCGUUCCUGUGCGACUACGACAUCUCGCCCAGUCGCUUCGCGAUUCUGGACCUGCGGUACCCGAUUUGCGUGUCGAUCAAUCCACUUUCGGACACCCCACCAAUCAUGGUCUACGUCAACGACGCCUUUACCAGUCUCGUCGGCUACGCUCGGGAGGAGCUCAUCGGGUUGCCCUACACCAACAUCGGUUCGUACAACACCAAUCACCGGCCACAGGUGCCCGAGAUCAUUCGCAAGCCACCGAUGACGUCUGGGGACGUGUUCAGCUUCUCUCCGCUCGUGCGGUGCAAAGACGGUCGAUUGCUGCGGUUGGCCGACCGGAGCCAGUUCUUUUACGACCACGACGGCAACGCACACUGCGCUAUUUUGUGCGCGACGAGCUGGCAUGAGGACACCAUGAAGGAGAGCGAGCGCUUCAACAAGUGGCUUCCACUGCGUCAGCUGGCCUACCACCCUGAGCCGCGCCCGGGCGACGAUGAAGCCAACGGCGGCGCAUCAUCAUCAUCAUCUGGCUAA
Acanthamoeba castellanii str. Neff is the source of this 1191-nucleotide messenger RNA. RefSeq lists its product as uncharacterized. Bases 1 to 1191 code for a protein of 396 amino acids. Gene Ontology annotation, biological process: regulation of DNA-templated transcription. The transcript is spliced from 6 exons. The record is from RefSeq and is a predicted model, not a curated record. NCBI's taxonomy places the organism in Eukaryota, Discosea, Longamoebia, Acanthamoebidae.